CGCCCUAAAAACCAGUCUGGAGGAUCCUGGACCGCCGGUCCAUGAGCGGCGUUGAUGAUGACGACAGCGACCGCGUGGUUGCCCCUCGCCGCCUCCCUCUUCCUGUCCUUCCCCCCCACGGGGGCCGAAGUGGUGGCCUCGUUGUCGGACUGCGACCAGUUCCUCCUCCAGGGGAGUCCCCCGCAGGUCCCGGACGUCUUGGAGGGCGGCAGGAUCCUGAACCAGAACCGAUACAAAGCCAUUUGCCAGACUUUUGAGAACGAGAGACGGUUUGUGACCCUCUACGACACCGAGAACCGGAUCCCGGUGUUUUCUGCUUACAAGUACAGAGGGGGGGUCGGAAGGAGACCCGCCAACGACUGGAAGAUCGAGCCCCAGCUUGAGGGCGAAGACGAGAAGAACAUGAAGCUCGGGGACAAGAACCAGACGUACGUCCACCAGGCCGGGACCGCGGACUACCGGGGUAACGGGGCCUUCGACCGGGGCCACCUGUUCCCGAGCUCUCACGCCUUCAACGGCUCCGACAAAAUGGCCACCUUCACCCUGACCAACGCCGUGCCGCAGGCCGCCAGAUUCAACCAGCGGAGCUGGAACCGGAUGGAGACCUGCGUCAGGUGCAUCAUGGGCAAAUACUGCCGGGGCAACAACGGGGUCCUCGAGGGCUUCGUGGUCACCGGGGCCCGGCCCAGCAGCAGCAACCUCCUCAGGAACCGGAUCAACGUCCCCUCCGUGCUCUGGUCGGCGUUCUGCUGCUACAGCGCCGACGCGAGGACGUGGCUGGCGAGCGCGCACUGGGGCAACAAUGUUGCCCUCUGGCGACAGAUACCUGCAGACGAGGACUCUGGGAGAUCUCCACGAGGAGCUGAGGGGCGAUGGCGCUGAAUUUGAAGUAUUUCCUGGGACGCAGUGUCCGCUCCACGCAACUGUUACUGAGUUUUACCC
Etheostoma spectabile (orangethroat darter) is the source of this 942-nucleotide messenger RNA. RefSeq names its product endonuclease domain-containing 1 protein. Gene Ontology annotation, molecular function: hydrolase activity; metal ion binding; nucleic acid binding. The transcript has 3 exons. The coding region runs from base 55 to 882 and encodes 275 amino acids. The record is from RefSeq and is a predicted model, not a curated record. Lineage: Eukaryota; Metazoa; Chordata; Actinopteri; Perciformes; Percidae.